Morone saxatilis (striped sea-bass) is the source of this 2747-nucleotide messenger RNA. Its product is annotated as calcium-responsive transactivator-like. Lineage: Eukaryota; Metazoa; Chordata; Actinopteri; Moronidae. Gene Ontology annotation, biological process: positive regulation of dendrite morphogenesis; positive regulation of transcription by RNA polymerase II. Gene Ontology annotation, cellular component: nucleus. The transcript has 11 exons. Gene Ontology annotation, molecular function: transcription coactivator activity. The coding region runs from base 1 to 1254 and encodes 417 amino acids. The record is from RefSeq and is a predicted model, not a curated record.
AUGUCGGUGGCGUUUUCAUCGGCGCGCCCCAGGAGUAAAGGGGAGGUGACACAGCAAACGAUUCAAAAGAUGCUGGAUGAAAAUCAUCAUUUAAUACAGUGUAUAAUGGAUUACCAAAGCAAAGGCAAGACGGCUGAAUGCACACAGUAUCAGCAGAUCCUGCACAGAAAUCUUGUUUACUUGGCCACAAUAGCAGAUUCGAAUCAGAACAUGCAGUCACUAUUACCUGCACCUCCCACGCCCAACAUGUCCAUGGGUCCCGGUGGGAUGGGCCAAAGUGGGGGACACACUCCAAGCAACCUCAAUGACAACAUGGCACCAGGACUGCCCCCCACAUCAAUGAUGCAGAGCCAGAUGAGCAAUGGCCCCAGCCAUGCCCCCAUGCAGCAGCAGUCUGGUCAGGUGCAGUCGGCUAUUCCCUCCGCUUCCCUCAGCCUGCCAGCCAGCAACUACGGUAGCUCGGCCUCAGCUUCCGGCUACAGCCACGCUGCGCCCUCCUCCCAGGGCAGCAUGAUCCAGGGCCCUGGGCCUGGCUAUGGCUCAUCUUCGUCUUCCUCCUCCACAUCCUCUUCCUCCUCUUCCUCCUCCCGCAGCAACCUCAACAUGCAGUCUAACCAAGUCUCUAUGAUGCACCAACAGUCUGCCACUCCACACUACUCCUCAGCCCAGACUGGUGGGCAGCACUAUCAGGGACAGCAGGCCAUGGGCAUGAUGGGUCAGGGCAGUCAAGGAAACAGUAUGAUGUCUCAGAGGCCCAUGGGAUCCUACCGCUCCUCACAGCAAGGAUCUGCACAGCAGUACAUGGGACAGGACGAGUUCUACGGAGAGCAGUAUGGACACACUCAGAGCUCCAGCGAGCCCAAAAACCAGCAGUAUUACCCUGAUGGUCAUGGGGAGUACUCAUAUCAACAGUCCUCAUAUGGUGAGCAAGGCUACGACAGGUCCUUUGAUGAAUCUUCACAGCACUACUAUGAAGGAGGUAACUCUCAGUACAGUCAACAACAGGCACCGUAUCAGCAGGGCUCUGGCCAGCAGCAGCCUUUCAGCCAGCAGCAGUACUCCUCUCAGCAAGGCUACAGUGGACAGCCACAGGGAUACGGUCCUGGCCAGGGUGGAUCCUCUCAGUAUUCUCAGUAUCAGCAAGGUCAAAGCCAACAGUAUGGGUCCUACCGCUCCUCACAAGGAGGCCCUGCAGCGCAAACGCAGAGGCCCUAUGCCUAUGAACAGGGUCAGUAUGGAAAUUAUCAGCAAUAAGGUACCACAUCGUUUUCCUGUUGGAAGAAAAUGAAAAAGGAACAGUUCAACAGUGACACGCUGGCUCAGCUGUGGAGUAGAAUAUCUGGCUGCAUCAGAUUUAUUAUCCUCUUAUUAAUCAUCAUUCUAGCUACAGUAAGAAUAAAUAAGCUACAAAAUGCUUUCCUCAUAUGUUUUGCUAGCUACUGGGGGUGAAGUGCUACUGGCCAUUUUAACAAAAGUCAAGGUGCUUGUAGACUCAAGACAGGUAAUGUAAAAACCUUCCAUAUGGAUUAAGUAGGGUACUAAAAAAGGAGCAGUAAAGUUAUAAGACGAGCCUCAGAAAAUUGCCUGUAUGCUUUUCUUUCUUUUUUUGUCUUUGUCUUUCGCUCGUCUUUAUCCUAUCCCUCGAGUUUAAUGUUUAUUUUAGUUUACAAGCCUCUUUUUUUAUUCUCAGUGCACAGAGCAGAUCAGUGGUUUGUGAGACUUUGGCUAUAAAAAGCAAAUUAGCCUUGAAGGAAAUGUUCCUUGAUAUUUAUUUAAUAGACUCGGUCCAGCUCUUGCUUUCAUUCCUAGCUGAGACUCUGUUAUAUCUCACGAUAAGGGAGAUUAAUUUUAUGAAGGUGAAAACGUUGGUCCUUAAACCUGACUUAAUCAGGGGGUUUGUCUGUGUUAGUCAAACUGUGAUGUGUUGCUGUGUGGUCUAACAUUGUGUUUUCACUCUCUACAUAUGUCUUACUGAGGUAUAAUGGCACAAUAGAUAGCUGACUGAUCCAGAAUUAAAAGUGUGUACCAUUGUCCAUGAUAAUCAUACAUCGUGGUAGUAUUUUUGACGCUAUGUUUUGAGUGGCAUCGAUGUGUACAGACAUAUCGUGUAUUGUGCUGAGAGUUAAGACACAGAGUUAAGAAGGGUCGCACAACUCUGAUGCCAUUCAGUAACGAUUUUACAUUAAAAAAAAACAUAUCGCCACUUUGUCGGCACUUUAUUUUGCAGUGACAGUGUAUGUAUUGUCUGAUAUUUUGUAUUGUAGUGCAAUUUAGGCUGUUUUUAAACAAAUGAUCCUCAAAAAGCCAAAGUAACACAGGGACAGAACAGUAACGGGUCCUGCACCUCUACUUCAAUAAGUGCAAUACACUUCAGUCAGUCAUGUUGAGGUUGGUUCUGAUAUCAUCACUAUGAUAUAUCAUUAAUUGUAGCUUCUUGACAUACAAUGAUGGCAAAGACUAGGGCUGGUUUGUCUAAUCUUAUUAAAUGUUAUGUUGCAGGUUUCAACUGACGUCAUAUUUAAGAAAAUUAUUUUCUGUAUUUAUGUGACUUAUGGAUAGACUUAUGUGAAGUACUUCAUCAAAAACAUAAAGGUUUUUUUCAGUGAAAACUUGUACUAUUAUCUUUUGUAUUAGAUGAAGUAAAUAAUGUUAGAAAUAAGUCAAGAUUUAGAUAAGUGUACCUUGUACAAGCACACUUGCCUUAUUUUACAUAUGUAUUUAUGUUAUUUCAUUAUCUAUUAUCUUCA